UCAUGAACAGUCCGCUGCUCGGUGCGCAUCGCGACAAACAGGGUGAAAACUGUUGGAAAACAGGGACUAUCGCGAUCGCCGGCGGCGCGACGUCGCCACCCCCGGAGCGAUAAUUCGCGACUCCGCGUUGGGAGUCCCGCGGCGAGUACGUACCGGUAACGUGUGGCGAGUUCAGUGCGCGGGGAAGUGCUCGGGAUCUCAAUUUUCCUCGAUGUCGGUUCUCCAAUUCGCCAGUUUCAUGACCACGUAGUCCAGCGCGAAAAAUCAUCGCUGACCGCGAUCGCGCGGAGCGAUCCUCCGCGGGGAGGAGGACGAUCAGUAGUGUCAGCCAGGACGAUCGGUGUUGAGUCGGCUGAUCAUCAUGUGCAGCAAUGAGAGUCCGCCGCCGGCGAAGGAGCCGCUGGCCGUUGGCUUGGGUAAUCCGAUGGCCAACUUCCUGCCGGGUCUCGAGCACUACCGGCUCCACCUGUAUCACUACGCGAUGGCGGAACGGUUGCGGCUGGCGCAGCAGAUACAGCAUCCCGGCGUGGCUCAUCCGCCCUCGGGGGCGCCGACGGCUCACCUAGGUAUGAGCCCGGGUUUCCCGGCGCCGCUGCCGUUGUACCCAGCGGCCGCCGCGGCGGCCGGUUAUCCUGGCCGAUUGGCAUUGUCCAUGGCGCUGUUGCAUCCGCACCACCAACGGAUACCCGAGGAACCUAAACCCCAACACAGCUACAUCGGUUUGAUCGCCAUGGCAAUCCUGUCGUCGCCAGAAAAGAAGCUCGUGCUGUCCGACAUCUAUCAGCACAUCCUCGAGCAUUAUCCCUACUUCCGUACCCGUGGACCCGGUUGGCGGAAUUCUAUCCGACAUAAUCUUUCCCUAAACGACUGCUUCGUCAAAUCUGGCAGAAGCGCCAACGGCAAGGGUCACUAUUGGGCGAUUCAUCCGGCGAAUCUGGAGGAUUUCCGACGCGGCGACUUCCGCCGGCGUAAGGCCCAGCGCAAGGUGCGACGACACAUGGGCCUUGCGGUGGACGAGGAGCCAGACAGUCCCAGUCCACCGCCCUUACCUGCCUCUCCGCCACCUCCGACGGCUCUUGGUCCCUCCGUGGCCUCGCAACCGAUAUCCUUAUGGACGCCGCACCACCACCAUCAGCAACAGCAGCAGCAGCAGCAGCACCAGCAGCACCAGCAACAACAACAAAAUCCCUUCCAGAGCCAGUCCCUUCGACAAUCGUCCUUCCAGCCGUCGAGAAAGCGACAGUUCGACGUGGCAUCUCUCCUGGCGCCGGACGAUCAGCAACAUCAGAUCGAAGCGGACGUUCUCGGGCCGGUCAAAUCGCGCAGGUUCAGUUGCAGCGAAGACGAGCUGCACGAUUUGCCGGAGGGCGAUCAAGACGACGAGGACGUCGACGUCGACGUGGUCGCCGAUGCUAACGCCUUACCGUCGCCGAGCACGCCGCCGUCGGCCAGUCCGGAUAUGCCCAAGGUCGUGUCUCCGGCUGCACAUUGGAACCAUCAGAGUGUGCAAAGCGGUGGUCAUCAGCAACAGCAACAGCAGCAGCAGCAGCAGCUAUCGGCUGUACAUCUUCACAAUCAUCUGCACGUCAGAAACUAUUAUAUUCCGGCCAACUCCGCCGGCGGGUCCAGCGUCUAAUGGAGGGCUCAGAAGAAACCAGUCAGUUCGCGCGACAGGUAGCUGCUCGUGUCCGUCGAGUGUCCACGAUCUUUCUUCCUUUUUUACUGCGUGAUUCGAAUCUUGGAUGUCCUACAAUAACACAUUAAUAAUCUCACAUUACGUUGCUUUCUCAAAACAAGAUUAUUCGACAGAUAUGAUUUUCCCCCAAUAAAAAUUUGGAGACAGAUGAAGUAGAUCUCUGAAGAACGUCAGAUAAGUUUCGGAAAUAAAUGACACAAUCAUAUUCUUAAAUUAACUUGAACCAAGCUUUAACAGAAUUGAAACUUAGUUUCAAAAAUAUGCAAUAUUUGGAAAGUGAAAGAGAUCAUCGUAAAUGUGAUUGUCCCGUUCGAUUAGCAAGUAACUAAAUAAAUUAUUACACGAUAGAUUUCUUCGUUUUCAAAUUGGCAUUGCAAAAUGAGCGAUUAAAGCGAGAUACGAGAAGAUCUGAGAAUGAUAAAGAUUUAAGCAAUAAGACUAAAUUGUAGGCAAAAACGAGAAUCUAGAUAGGAGAACUGUGUGUUACAGUUUUUAUUAUUUUUAUAUUAUACAUAUUGUUAUAUAUA
This is a messenger RNA of Pogonomyrmex barbatus (red harvester ant), 2223 nucleotides long. RefSeq names its product forkhead domain 102C (gene fd102C). Gene Ontology annotation, biological process: cell differentiation; regulation of transcription by RNA polymerase II; anatomical structure morphogenesis. Lineage: Eukaryota; Metazoa; Arthropoda; Insecta; Hymenoptera; Formicidae. Gene Ontology annotation, molecular function: RNA polymerase II cis-regulatory region sequence-specific DNA binding; DNA-binding transcription factor activity, RNA polymerase II-specific. The record is from RefSeq and is a predicted model, not a curated record.